AUGAGCGUCUGCCGCCCCGUAAGAUGUCUCUUCGCAUCUGCCUCGCUCCCUAAGCCCGCCUCCGCACCGAAACGCUCUUUCCACGCAUCCGCCCCUCGAGCAGCUCGCAAACGGAGACCGCACUACCCGUCCAUCAAGGCCGAGGAUUUGAAGCUCCUGAAUCAGGUCGCGGAAACGAACUACCCCAAGUACGACACCUCGGAAACAGCGUUGCUGGAAAAGCGAUACACGCCUGCGCAAAUCGUUGCCAUUAAAGCCGCCGAAACCGCAAUCGACAGCCGCGAUAUCGUCACCCAGGGCCGGCGCCGGACAGACCCUUGGCUCCUACCGUACGAAGAUGAUCUGGCGGAGGUCGACCCCGUGACGGAUCACGCUGAGAAGCUGGACCCUUCAGAUAUCCCUGGAUCACACGAUUUCAAAGACGUAAACGAGGAGGAGCGCGACGAGGCAAUAACUUUCCUCGCCAACGAGAAUCUCGCCAAGAUGUUCCCUGAUGGCCUUCCAGAGGGUGAAUUGAGCGAGGACACGCAGAGGCAGCUGGAGGAAGCUAUGGGAACGGCCGUCACACAGGCAGUGCUGGAUCCCCGUGCGAGUUUUCGCGUAAAGAACGUACAUGCGGCCGCUGCGCUCUCUGACCCGCGACACUCGAUCGUCAUGCCCGAUCUUCCGAGAAUCGACAACCGCAUGGUGCGCCAGACUCGCCGCCUAUCUUCGGAGGAGGAGGAGGAUCCGCGUCAGAAACGUUUGCUGCAAUACCUCAACUGGGACAAGCAGAAAUUGCGUAGUAUCAGAGUCAAGACACUGGUGGUGCACGGCGUAACGAACCAGACGCGUAUGGGCAAGAUUCGAUCGCUGUACUACUUGACCAUUGCGGGUAACCAGGAUGGCCUGCUAGGCGUAGGAGAGGGCAAGUCCACAGAGCCGGACGAAGGAAGGAAGCAGAGUGUGAUGGCUGCCAUCAGGAACAUGAGGCCCAUACCGCGGUAUGAGAACAGAACGACUUAUGGAGACCUAGAGAUGAAGGUGGGAGCUACGAAGGUGCAGCUGUUCUCACGACCGCCUGGGUUCGGUCUCCGCGUCCAGCAUCUCAUUUUCGAACUCGCCCGCGCCGCCGGCCUCCAAGAUCUCGCCGCUAAGACGCCCCGCUCACGAAACAAGAUGAACGUCAUCAAGGCCACAUGGGAAGCUCUCUGCAACCAAAAGCUGCCCGACGAGAUUGCACGGGCCAGAGGGAAGAAGCUUGUCGAUGUAAGGAAGGUGUACUACGGAGGAAGUGUACACUAA
This is a messenger RNA of Didymosphaeria variabile, 1284 nucleotides long. RefSeq names its product 28S ribosomal protein S5, mitochondrial (gene MRPS5). Gene Ontology annotation, molecular function: RNA binding; structural constituent of ribosome. Gene Ontology annotation, biological process: translation. The record is from RefSeq and is a predicted model, not a curated record. The coding region runs from base 1 to 1284 and encodes 427 amino acids. Lineage: Eukaryota; Fungi; Ascomycota; Dothideomycetes; Pleosporales; Didymosphaeriaceae. The transcript is spliced from 2 exons. Gene Ontology annotation, cellular component: ribosome.